UUUUAUUUUAUCGCAAAUUGUUUUGUGUAUUCGUUUUUCAUCAGCAGUCAAAAUGCACCAGUAAGCAGUAUUAGUGAGCUUAAGAUAAUUUAGUAUACGAUUUACUUUUCAAGUGUGACAAUAAUAACAGUGCAACAUGGACAAGAUUAAGAAACAGCCAAUCAAAGACUUGUCAUUAUUGGAUCAAACAAAAAUGCUCGAGUGUUCAAUAUGCCUGGACGUGGUUGUUCCGCCGAUUGUCCAAUGCGAAGUCGGACAUAUAAUGUGCAAAAAAUGCGUGGAAUCCGUACAUUUGAAACAUUGUCCUAUUUGCAGACAACCGAUAACCAACAGGAGACAUGUCGCUUUUGAACAACUCCUCGAAAGUGUCAGAGGCAAACUCGAAACUGAAUGUCGAUUUUCAGCUAAAGGUUGCAAAUAUAAAGUUGCAGUCUCGGACAAGGACAAUCACGAACGCGAUUGUAGGCAUAGGACUUUUAGGUGCGAGGGAAAAAUUUUCGCCGAUUGGACGUGCGAUUGGACCGGAGAAUAUAGCGAACUUGAAAACCAUUUCAAGACAGCACACAAAUCCAACGCAACAAUGCAAUACACAACGAAAGCAUCCAUAAAGGUAAACUUCAACCACGAAUACAAAGACUUGCAAUUGAUAUCGUUUUUCAACGGACAAGCUUACUUCUAUUACAAACAUUUCGUGGACAAAAACAACGAAAAAUUAUAUUGGACGAUUCAGUAUGUGGGUCUGCAAAGCAACGCCGUCCACUAUUUCUACGAGUUCGAAAUAGCCAACGGGCCGAUAAGGAAAAUUAAAGUUACCGAAAUUUGCUACAACGACACGAAGAUUUGCAAGGAGAUUUUCGAGGAGGAAAAAUGCGUGGUUGUUCCCUUUAAAGCUGCCAAGAGUUAUCUGAAUGAAAACGGAGAGCUGGCUUUUAGGUUUAGAAUCACUAAAAUUAAACAUUGAAGUUGCAUUUUGUUUUAUACUUUUUUGAUGAAUAAAGGCUUCUAGCACAUAUUCCUAUUGGUCAGCAAUG
Messenger RNA from Ceutorhynchus assimilis (cabbage seed weevil), 1031 nucleotides. NCBI's taxonomy places the organism in Eukaryota, Metazoa, Arthropoda, Insecta, Coleoptera, Curculionidae. The record is from the annotation of a GenBank genome assembly.